GCCGCCUCAGGCUCGGUCCCGUCAGAGCCCGGCGUGAGGAGGGGAGCCCGCCCGAGGGGAGCCCGCCUGAGGGGCGGCCAUGGAGCUGUCGGACGGCGCGGUGUACCAGGAGGAGCCCGGGGGCCCCGGGGCCGUCAUGUCGGAGCGGGUGUCGGGCCUGGCGGGCUCCAUCUACCGCGAGUUCGAGCGGCUGAUCGGGCGCUACGACGAGGAGGUGGUGAAGGAGCUGAUGCCGCUGGUGGUGGCCGUGCUGGAGAACCUGGACUCCGUGUUCGCCCAGGACCAGGAGCACCAGGUGGAGCUGGAGCUGCUCCGGGACGACAACGAGCAGCUCAUCACGCAGUACGAGCGGGAGAAGGCGCUCCGCAAGCAGGCCGAGGAGAAAUUCAUUGAAUUUGAAGAUUCCCAAGAACAGGAAAAAAAGGACUUACAGAUCCGAGUGGAAUCCUUAGAGUCCCAAACCCGCCAGCUUGAACUCAAAGCAAAAAACUAUGCUGACCAGAUUGGCCGGUUAGAGGAGCGAGAGGCUGAACUGAAAAAGGAAUACAAUGCACUACAUCAGAGACACACAGAGAUGAUACAUAAUUACAUGGAGCACUUAGAAAGAACCAAACUUCAUCAGCUAACUGGGACUGAUCAGCUGGAAUCCACAGCUCACAAUAGAAUUAGGAAGGAGCGUCCGAUCUCUCUGGGGCUCUUCCCGUUGCCCGCAGGAGAUGCGCUGCUGACCCCGGACCCCCAGAAGGGAGCAGAGACCCCCGGAUCGGAACAUUGGAAAUUCCAUGAGCUCAGCCAGCCCCGCUCUCACACCAGCCUGAAGGAUGAACUCUCCGAUGCCAGCCAGGGAGGUUCAAAGUCUACCACUCCGGCGUCCACCGCUCCUUCCGACGGGGCCCCGCUCCCCGUCGACACCCCCCUGAGGGAGGAAAAUGAAAGCUUUGCCAAGACCCCAGAUCCGCCGGGCCAGCCCGAGGCCAGCAAGCACGUCGACGUGCAGGCAGCCCAGGAAACAAGGACCGUGGCCACCGGCGCCAGCGAAGAUGAGAAGUCCGAAGUUCAAGCAAUCAUCGAGUCCACCCCCGAGCUGGAUAUGGAUAAAGACCUCAGUGGCUAUAAAGGCUCCAGCACACCCACCAAAGGAAUAGAGAACAAAGCCUUCGACCGAAACACAGAAUCCCUCUUUGAAGAGCUGUCUUCGGCGGGCUCGGGCCUGAUCGGCGACGUGGACGAAGGAGCCGACCUGCUGGGGGAAUAUUCUGGAAUGGGCCGAGAGGUUGAAAAUCUUAUUCUGGAAAACACUCAGCUGUUGGAAACCAAAAACGCCCUGAACGUGGUGAAGAAUGAUUUGAUAGCGAAAGUGGACGAGCUGACCUGUGAGAAAGAUGUGCUGCUGGGGGAACUGGAGGCCGUAAAGCAGGCCAAGCUGAAAUUGGAGGAGAAGAACAGGGAAUUGGAAGAAGAGCUUCGCAAAGCUCGAGCGGAAGCUGAAGAAGCAAGGCAAAAAGCCAAAGAUGAUGACGACAGCGACAUCCCCACCGCCCAGAGGAAGCGCUUUACCCGCGUCGAGAUGGCGCGGGUCCUCAUGGAGAGGAACCAGUACAAAGAGAGGCUGAUGGAGCUCCAGGAGGCCGUGCGGUGGACUGAGAUGAUCAGAGCAUCGAGAGAAAACCCAGCCAUGCAGGAAAAAAAAAGAUCCAGCAUCUGGCAGUUCUUCAGUCGGCUCUUCAGCUCUUCGAGCAACACGUCGAAGAAGCCGGCCGAGCCGCCGGUCAAACUGAAGUACAACGCCCCCACCUCCCACGUGACUCCGUCGGUCAAGAAGAGGAGCAGCACCUUGUCCCAACUCCCGGGAGACAAGUCCAAAGCCUUUGACUUCCUCAGUGAAGAAACCGAAGCCAGUUUAGCCUCCCGCAGAGAGCAGAAGAGAGAACAGUACCGCCAAGUGAGAGCGCACGUCCAGAAGGAGGAUGGGAGAGUGCAGGCUUUCGGCUGGAGCUUGCCACAGAAGUACAAGCAGGCCGCAAACGGGGGCCAGGGUGGUGACAAGAUGAAGAAUUUGCCUGUGCCGGUCUACCUCAGACCCUUAGAUGAAAAAGAUGCGUCCAUGAAGCUGUGGUGUGCAGUCGGGGUCAACUUGUCAGGAGGGAAGACCAGAGACGGAGGCUCGGUGGUCGGAGCCAGCGUCUUCUACAGCGACGUGGCCGCUCCGGACGCAGAAGGCCCCAAGCGCCGCAGCGCAUCGCAGAGCAGCCUGGACCGACUGGACCAAGAGCUCAAGGAGCAGCAGCAGGAGUUGAGGCAUCAGGAAGAGCUGUCCAGCCUCGUCUGGAUAUGUACGAGCACGCACGCGGCCACCAAAGUGAUCGUCGUGGAUGCGAACCAGCCAGGAAACAUCCUGGACAGCUUCACUGUGUGCAACUCUCACGUUCUGUGUAUCGCGAGCGUUCCAGGAGCCCGGGAGACGGACUACCCGGCUGGCGAAGAGGCGGCGGAGGCCGGCCAGGUGGACAGAGCCUCGCUGUGCGGCAGCGUAGCGAGCAGCAGCUCAGCGGAAGGAGACAGCUUGCUGGGAGGCAUCACCGUGGUGGGCUGCGCUGCAGGGGCGGGGCCGGGGCCCGGGUCGGCCCCCUCGCCCUCGUCCCACACCAGGGAAGCCUCCCCGGUGACGGAAAAGCCUCCAGAAGCAGAACCAGAGCAAGAGACAGUAGAUGAGACCGUCCCCACAGCCGAAGAAGCCACCGAAGCUACAGAAGCCACGGAAGGCAAUCCAGGGACCGGAGAAGAGGUUGUAGAUCUGAACCAGGCCGGUGUCUACACCGAGCACGUCUUCACGGAUCCCCUGGGGGUGCAGAACACGGAAGAGGGACCCCCGAUAUACCAAACAAGUGACGAGGCGGACGGUUGCAAAGACCCCAGAUCGGCCUUGCCGGAUGAGCACGACCUGGUGAGGGAGGAAGCCCAGAAGAUGAGCAGCCUUUUGCCCACCAUGUGGCUCGGAGCUCAGAACGGGUGCUUGUACGUCCAUUCGUCCGUGGCCCAGUGGAGGAAGUGUCUCCAUGCCAUCAAGCUGAAGGAUUCCAUCCUCAGUAUCGUACACGUGAAAGGAAUCGUGUUAGUCGCGCUAGCCGAUGGGACAUUGGCCAUUUUCCACAGGGGAGUGGACGGCCAGUGGGACUUGUCAAACUAUCACCUGUUGGACCUGGGGCGGCCCCACCACUCCAUCCGCUGCAUGACCGUGGUUCACGACAAAGUCUGGUGUGGUUAUCGGAACAAGAUCUACGUGGUGCAGCCCAAAGCCAUGAAGAUAGAGAAAUCGUUCGAUGCCCACCCGAGGAAAGAGAGCCAAGUGAGGCAGCUGGCCUGGGUGGGAGAUGGGGUGUGGGUCUCCAUCCGCCUCGACUCCACGCUGCGCCUCUACCACGCCCACACCUAUCAGCACUUACAGGAUGUGGACAUCGAGCCUUAUGUCAGCAAGAUGUUAGGUACCGGCAAACUCGGAUUCUCCUUUGUGAGAAUCACAGCGCUGAUGGUGUCUUGCAAUCGCCUGUGGGUGGGGACCGGCAACGGCGUCAUCAUCUCCAUCCCAUUAACAGAAACCGUAAUCCUCCACCAGGGACGCUUGCUGGGGCUGAGGGCCAACAAAACCUCAGGGGCCCCGGGCAAUCGGCCGGGCAGCGUCAUCCGCGUGUACGGCGAUGAAAACAGCGACAAAGUGACCGCAGGAACCUUCAUCCCCUACUGCUCCAUGGCCCACGCCCAGCUCUGCUUCCACGGCCACCGUGACGCCGUCAAGUUCUUCGUGGCCGUCCCGGGUCAGGUGGCCAGCCCUCCGAGCGGUGGCAGCGGCGGCGGCGGCGGUCCCGAACCGGGAAGCGACAAGCCGGGAACGGCCCAGGAGCCCUCUGGCCAGAGCCCUGCCAAGUCCAUGCUGGUGAUGAGCGGAGGAGAGGGGUACAUCGACUUCAGAAUGGGUGACGAAGGCGGAGAAUCCGAACUCCCGGGCGAGGGUCUCCCGCUCGAACCGUCCGUGGCCAAAGCCGAGAGGAGUCACCUGAUCGUGUGGCAGGUGACGUGCGGCAGCGAUUGAACUCGGGAGCGAGCGGCCGGAGAGGAGGCCGGGGGCUCUUCUGCAUGGUUUUCUACCCCCCCCCCCCACCUUUUAAUUUAAUAUUCUUUUUGUGGAAUCCGUUUCACCACAUAGCUUUGGAGCGUUUCUUCCCAUUAACCCCCUGGGGCAAAAAUCUGUCCUCCCAGAAGAGUCCGGCCGGGGCCGGCAGUCCCAACGCACCGAGGUCACGGGUCAUUUUGGGGCGUGGUGGUUGACGGAGCCAAGAACGUCGACUUUGUUCCCACCGGUUGAGCCCGUGGCGGCGGUAGGAACCCAAAAAACCCGCCGCUUCCCAAUCGAAUGGAAUUCCCUCAGGCCGGGUCUUAGAGAUCACUAAUAAUGGCGUCCAGAGGAAAAACACUUGAAAAGUUGUCUGUAUCACGUAGUAAAAUAGCUAAGCUUCUCCCAGUGUAUUAUAAAAUUGACACCCACUAAUAUCAGGUGGAUUACCAGGAUCUGUACCGGUGUCCCGAGAACAAACUGUAAAUUAUAUUAACCUCCACUCUCCAACCUGGUCAAUCCUGUUUAUAUAGUAUAUAAAAACUCUGUGGUUUUCAUUCACCACGGGCUGGGGGGCGGGAUGGGUUUUGUAUUCAAGAAAUUAAGACUAAACUAUUUAAAUAAAAGUCUCCUGUUUCUGA
This is a messenger RNA of Tachyglossus aculeatus (Australian echidna), 4749 nucleotides long. It is a transcript of the gene SPAG9, whose product is annotated as sperm associated antigen 9. The transcript has 31 exons. Lineage: Eukaryota; Metazoa; Chordata; Mammalia; Monotremata; Tachyglossidae. Gene Ontology annotation, cellular component: cytoplasm. The record is from RefSeq and is a predicted model, not a curated record. Gene Ontology annotation, biological process: vesicle-mediated transport. Gene Ontology annotation, molecular function: kinesin binding; MAP kinase scaffold activity; JUN kinase binding. The coding region runs from base 80 to 4087 and encodes 1335 amino acids.